Molecule: messenger RNA, 554 nt
Organism: Nerophis lumbriciformis (worm pipefish)
Lineage: Eukaryota; Metazoa; Chordata; Actinopteri; Syngnathiformes; Syngnathidae
Product: fatty acid-binding protein, heart-like
Molecular function (GO): lipid binding
Source: RefSeq, a predicted model, not a curated record
AACUAGCAUUUCUCGAAAAAAAAACACUGCAAACAUGGUUGAGAAAUUUGUCGGGACGUGGAGGAUGGUCUCCAGCGAGAGCUUUGACGACUACAUGAAAGCAAUCGGUGUUGGUUUCGCCAUCCGGCAGGUGGGGAAUCAAACCAAGCCCAAUUUGAGCGUGACUGUGGACGACAAGGGCAACGACAGCCUGAAGACGCAGAGCGCCUUCAAGACGUCCGAGAUCAAGUUCAAGCUGAACGAACCUUUUGACGAGACCACCGCGGAUGACAGGAAGACCAAGACCGUGUUCAGCUUGGAAAAUGGCAAACUUGUGCAGAAACAAAGCUGGGAUGGAAAGGAGACGCGUAUCGAGAGGGAAAUAACGGAUGACAAAUUAAUAGCCAAGUGCAUCAUGGGAGAUGUGGUGGCGGUGCGGACGUACGUAAAAGAGGCGUAACUCCUCCAGGUGCUGCCGCCAGUGGACGACAGGCUCAGUUUAAUGAGAUCAAUAAAAGUGUUUUUUUUUUUUUUUUGCCCCUAAAUCCAAAUUGUUUGCAUUGGGAAUCCUUGAA